Molecule: messenger RNA, 793 nt
Organism: Camelina sativa (false flax)
Lineage: Eukaryota; Viridiplantae; Streptophyta; Magnoliopsida; Brassicales; Brassicaceae
Source: RefSeq, a predicted model, not a curated record
UGUAAUUUUUCCUUUUGUAUUGAUAUAACAAACAUUAAACCAGCAACGAAAUAGGAAUCUCGCAAUCGAACCCAAAACCAACAAGAUCGGAGGAAGCGACGGUGAAAAUGGAGGAACGAAACGACGACGGAGACGGCGCCGGGGAGAGAAGUUUGUUGGAUGGAUCCGAUCAUUGGUGGUGGGCAUUGGGAAGUGGAGCUCAAAUCAUGUGGGGAGUGAGAUUGAUUCGGAGAGGUUACGCCGGCGACAUUCGAUUAAUGCCUCUCAAAGCAUUCGGCGUCGCAUCGCUCUUCGUCGGCUCGUUAGCCACUAGCUCCGUCGCAGUAGUCCGAGCCACAGGGAUCCACACGGUUCAAGAUGCGAUUGAUCUUGGAGCUAGCAUUAGAACUAAUUUGGGGGUUACUCCUCAAAUCCCGGAUAAGCCGAUCACCGAGAGAGACGGAUGAUUUUGUCAUGAAGAGAUCGAGCUUGCUUGAAGCUCUCUGUUCUGUCGGAUUCACUAUGAGACGAUCAUGGAAUAGUUCUUUGUUUGGUUCCUCAACGAUGCUUCUGGCUAUUCGAGUUUGAUGUUCAUAUAGAUAGACGAAAUUUAGGUCGUCUUUGUCUGAAUCUUGUUGACAAGGGUUUUGAGUUCAUUGCAUUAUGUUGUUAUACUUAUGUUCGUACAAGGGUUUUGAGUUCAUAAAAAAUCUUGGAUGAUACUUAUGUUGUUGUUGUUAUAUUGCUUGUUGUGUGCUCUGUCUUAGUUUCCUUUCUUAAGAUCAAAGUUUUUAAAACGGGAAACCUUGGCCCC